Messenger RNA from Juglans regia (Persian walnut), 2022 nucleotides. RefSeq names its product protein IQ-DOMAIN 14-like. Bases 649 to 1839 code for a protein of 396 amino acids. The transcript has 4 exons. NCBI's taxonomy places the organism in Eukaryota, Viridiplantae, Streptophyta, Magnoliopsida, Fagales, Juglandaceae. The record is from RefSeq and is a predicted model, not a curated record. Gene Ontology annotation, molecular function: protein binding.
AGAGGCCCUUUUUCAACCCAAGGCAUUGUUUCAGAGACUUUCCUGCAGGAACAAUGGCAGAGAGAUUGUGGUAGGAAUCAUGGAAGGUACAUUGGGCAAAAUUUUCUGGAAUCACUCUGAGUGAUACGGAGACUGAAAGACGUUCUCCAACCCAAAAAAGAAAGCGAAGUUUCAGCCUUUUUUGGUCGUAUUAUUUGGGACAAAGAGAAGCUAAUAAAAUAGCCCUUUUAGUGGGUAUAAGCUUUUAAUGGCUAUUCAGUGCACUCGUACAAGAGAGAGACAGAGAUAUGAGAGAAAAUUAUGGCUUUGAGAGUCGUAGAAGAUAGCAAAGAGUCAGAGGGAAAGAGACGGGCACAGACAGUGAGAGAGUAUACUCGAAAGCGGUUUGAAAGUGAAGCAUAAUAAAAAGUGAACAGAUUCACGGGAUUGUCAGUGGGUAUUUUUUCGUUUGUAGGAGUACACGUUGCUCCAGAAGGUUAAGAGAGAGAGAAUAAGAGAAAAUUCUUUCUUUGUGAGAAAUUUGAGAGAGGAAGAAAGAGAAGUGGCUGUGCUUUUUGUAGGCUGGAGGAAGUUGGGUGUGAAUUCGGCGCUGUUUUUGAAUUUUAGAAGGUGGUUUGUCACUCCAAAGUCACUAGAGAAAGAGAAAAAAUGGGAAAGGCUACAAGAUGGUUGAAAGGCCUGUUGGGAAUGAAGAAGGAGAAGGCUCAUGUCGAAAAUCAAAGUCAAUUGACUGGAGACCGGAGGGAAAAGAAAAGGUGGAGUUUUGGCAAGUCGCUAAGAGAUUCUAGCGCAGUUGCUCAGUCGCCGGCGAGCACUUCGGGUAAAAUACCAGCCACCGAUGCGGCUUGGCUAAGAUCCUACAUUACUGAGUCAGAGAAGGAGCAGAACAAGCAUGCAAUUGCCGUGGCUGCUGCCACAGCAGCCGCAGCUGAUGCUGCAGUUGCCGCUGCACAGGCAGCGGUGGCGGUUGUCCGGCUGACAAGCCAGGGACGGGGAACUUUGUUUGCUGGAGGGAGGGAAAGGUGGGCUGCUGUGAAGAUUCAGACUGUUUUUAGGGGUUGUUUGGCCCGGAAAGCGCUUCGAGCUCUGAAAGGACUUGUCAAAUUACAGGCUCUUGUUAGAGGAUAUCUUGUCCGAAAACGGGCUACUGCAACCCUUCAUAGCAUGCAAGCUCUUAUAAGAGCUCAAGCUUCAGUUCGCUCACAGCGUGCCCGUCGUUCUCUCAACAAAGAGAAUAGAUUUCAUCCUGAAAUUCGAGCCCGAAGAUCUAUUGAGAGGUUUGACGAAGCAAGAAGUGAAUUUCACAGCAAGAGGUUAUCGGCAUCAUAUGAAGCUUCAAUGAAUGCAUUCGACGAUAGCCCAAAAAUUGUGGAAAUUGACACAUACAAACCAAGAUCAAGAUCUAGGAGAAUCAACACGGUGUUGUCUGAGUGUGGUGAAGACCUGCCUUACCAAACAAUCUCAUCGCCUCUUCCAUGUCCAAUUCCUGCUCGAAACUUUCAAGACUAUGAAUGGUACUUCACUGGUGAAGAAUGUAGGUUUGCUACUGCUCAGAGCACUCCUCGGUUUGGUAAUUCCAUUCAGUCUAAUGCCCCGGCUACACCGGCCAAGAGUGUCUGUGGAGACAGCUUCUUUAGACCAUACUUAAACUUCCCAAACUAUAUGGCAAGUACACAAUCUUUUAAGGCUAAAUUGAGGUCUCACAGUGCACCAAAGCAAAGACCCGAGCCUAUGCCAAAGAAGAGGCUUUCACUGAAUGAAAUCAUGGCAGCAAGAAAUAGCAUUAGCAGUGUUAGAAUGCAGCGGUCUUCUUCCCGAGAUGAAGAGGAAGAUUUCUGAUAUACUGUUGCUACUUGCUAAGAGGUCCUCCUAGUUAUUCAGAGAGAACAUGUUUGGGUUGUUUCAGUUUUAAAUGAUUCUCUAAGCUUGCUUUUCUACUUCAUCGUCAACAACAAAUAGGAUAAAGCUAAAGGUCCUGUAAAUUCUUCUGAAACAGUUAUUGAAUUAUUCCUUAUGAAAUGA